AUGCGAUCAGAUCGCCCUCCGCCCGCUCCGAAUGAGGUCACGGAGUCCACGCAGCGUCUUCUGGAGGAUGCGGCACCAAUUGGACUGGAGAGAAGACGUUCCUCGUCAGUUGGUGGUCCCUUCUCCACUCCAUCGACUUCAACCUCCUCGGCUGGAGUGACUCCAGUAUCACCGGCACCGGCAGAACAACCUUUUGUAAGUGCCUUCAAGUCUUCUUUAUUGGAGUUUAGGGCUUUAAAUUAUGAUGUGAAAUACCUGCAGGAUCCACUGGGUGGUAUUUAAGAGAUCUCAGGGCUUUUGGUAAUCUAAAAUUCAAGAAAUAAUAUAAAAACCUCAUCUUUUAGCAAAACCACUCAGCGUCCUUUGGAAUCCUCAACCCCACAAAGCCAGUAGAUUCGGUUCCCGGCAUUACCGCGCCCAUCAGUCAGGUCUCUUUGAAUGAUUUUGUUGUUGUGAAUGGAGGUCCGGCUGCCAAUAAUGUCUUCCCAACAACUGCCGUCUCAACGGAGAGUGUUGGUUCAGCCAACGCGGAAUACGUUCAUCCACCUCCAGUGUAUGUCCAGAGUGAGGUUGAUCUUCGAUCCGCUAAAAUUCCAAUGAGCCUGGGACAAAACUUCGUCCAAUCGGAUCCAACGCUAACCGAACCGAUCCUGUUUUUCGAUGGUCCACAACCCGAGACAGAGUCGCAACAAACAGUUCAGGAGGAGAAAGUGAAUGAUCCGAAAACAGGGUAAGGAGUUGUGUUAAGACGCCGGUAAAAAGGUCGUAUUUUUGAAAGGUCAUCAUAUCUAAAAAACAGUACUUUUACCAUACCAUCUUUUAGAAACCGAGUUCGCAACCAAAGUGAACUGGAAAUCAACGCGCAACACUAUCGAAUGCAAAAGCAAUACAAGACGAAGCGGUCCCGAAAUCUCACGGAUAUCGACUUCGAAGGAAUCCUCAAAAUAAUUGGCGGCUGUAAUAUGUGGCAGAUUAUAAUCUACAUCAUGAUCUCGGCACAUCAAGUUCCACAUGCCAUGUUCAAUUUGUCGGUGGUCUACUUGACCUACCAACCCGAUCAUUGGUGUAAAAUCCCAUCCUUUUCCAAGGCCUACAUCGAAUCCCAUCGGAAUGACAUUGGGCCCGGUUGGACUUGGGAGAAGGCCAUUGACAGCGGGAUUGCAUUUCCGAUGGUUUCGAAUCGACAAAGAAGGGGGAAGAUCUGGCAUGAUCAAUGUAAUUACUAUAGACUGCCGAAUUCCGAGUAUCGAAAGUACCUCAGGAUGGAUUUUGAAUCGGCCAGGAAGCUGGCGGCCAGUCGCAAUCGAACAUUGAAGAUUGACAGAUGCAAGGUGAGAAAAGCCGUUUAAAAAUCUCAAAAAGUUUCCCCGAUGACUCUUGUUCUGUUCAACAAUUACAAUUUCACGUUUUCAGGCCUGGGAUUACGACAAAUCAGUAAUGAAAGACACCGUUGUAAUGCAAUGGCAUCGUGUUUGUGAUGAUAAUUGGAGUCGAGCGCACGUCCACUUGUCCUACUCAUUGGGCUACCUGGUUGGUUGUAUUGCCGGAGGCUUUGUCUCGGACCGUUAUGGAAGAAAGAGCGCCAUUUAUGGGUUCAGUGUUCUAUCCACAAUCUUCGGUUUUCUGUUGCCAUUCAGUCGAGAAUUCGAGGUGUUUCUGGUUGUUCGAUUCUUGCUGGCUGUAUGGUAAGCUUUUUGCCUUCACCCUUCCGUCAUGUUGGUCUACUCAUAGUCAUUGAUCUCUUUUCCUUUGGCCGGGACGUCUUAUUCUCUCAUUAUUGAAAUCCAGACUUUGUCUGAUCUCCCAUCCGUUUUCCUAUUUCCAUCUUUAUUGUAUUGUUCCUUAUUUUAGCAACGAAGCCGCCGAUCUUGCCGCUUAUGUUAUGUGUAUGGAAAUUACGGGUGUAAAGUACAGAUCGAUUGUGGGUUCUCUUCUCCAAGCCCCUUGGGCUUGUGGAUACGCCUUCUUGGCGCUGGUCGCUUACAUCUGCAAGUCAUGGGUUGGAAUCCAGGUAAGCUUGUCAUUCCCGUAUUUUUUCAAUCAUUCGUUCUUGUACAAUAUACAAUUUCCAGAUGGUGACAACAGUUCUCCAUUUCCUAGCGCUCUUCCUUAUCCAUCAUCUGCCAGAAAGUCCUCGAUGGUUGAUUGUUAUGAAUCGAGUUGAUGAAGCCGAGAAGAUUAUCCGAAAAGCAUGCCAUUUGAACAACAGUUCUUUGCCAUCUGAUCUAGAGCUGGUCAGACAUGCGGAGAUGAGGAAAUGGACCAAGACAAUGCAGCGACCACACUUUUUACACACCUUCAAAUCGCAGGCAAUGACUUUCCGGAACCUGAUCAUCUUUAUCGUCUGGAUCGCGACCGCUUUAGUGUACUAUGGAAUUGUCAUCGCGUUGUCGGAUCAAGUAAGGUCUUAUAAUUUUUUUAAAGCCAGCUUUCAACUUCUGACUGAUUUAAUUUGUCCACCAUGUAGCCUGAGUAUCCUAAACCCAAUUUACGUUAAAACCUCACCUUUACUUUCCAGAGUUCGCCCGGCAGAUCGAUGUUUGUUGGUAACUUCUUCCUGAACAAUGCCAUCGCUGGUGCUAUCGAAUUGCCCACUCUGUUGGCAUGCGUUUAUCUUCUCCAAUUUGGCCGUAAACGGUCUCAAGUCAUCACAUUGAUUAGUGCGGGUACCCUUAUUUUCAUUGCCAUGUGUGCUAGUCUCAAGGAAGAGAUGACUGUAAGUAUCUAGAAAAAACUAAAAAGCUAAUUAAAAGCAGUACCGUCUCCAUUUUUAUAUUGAAUGUCUUUUCAGUUCUCCUUGAUCUUCAUGUUGGCCGGGAAAGCUUGUAUCCAAGGUGCCUUCAACAUCUUGUACAUCUUCACCUCCGAACUUUAUCCCACCGUCAUUCGGAAUAGUGCAGUGGGGAUGUGCUCAAUGGUGGCUCGGAUUGGUGCUGGUGCAUCCGGCUACAUUGCCAUCUUGUCCGAUGUGACGUUGCCAGUGGUCCCCAUGGGAAUAUUUUGUAUUUUUUCGUUAUUCGCCGGUGUUCUCAUCUAUUUCUUGCCUGAAACCAGGGACUUGCCUUUGCCCGACACCAUGUGGGUAAGUCGUAUUUUAACAUUGCGUUUUACUCUUAUGAUCCGAGAGUGUUCGGGGCAGUUCUAUGAGCCUUAUCCUUGAUUCAAAUCAUAGCAAAUAAAAAAAAUUACUUUAUCAUACCUUUUCAGGACGCGGUGACCAUGUUGAAGAACAACAACUCCUACAAAUGCACGGGUGGGAUUCGUCGGAACUCGGUGAUCCACGAAGAAGAGGAGGAAGACGAGGAAUACAAGCAGUCGCCCACCUCCAAAGACGCGCCAGUCAACGAUAUCAGCACCAAAAAGGCGGGCGUCAAGUAG
Bursaphelenchus xylophilus (pine wood nematode) is the source of this 3378-nucleotide messenger RNA. The record is from the annotation of a GenBank genome assembly. Lineage: Eukaryota; Metazoa; Nematoda; Chromadorea; Rhabditida; Aphelenchoididae.